AGUAAAAUGUCACAACAUGCAGACAUUGUGAUAAUGUUUCGUACAAAACGGUGAUGUAGAUGAAACGAUACCAUACUGAUGUAAAGAUUUCUGUAACUGAACAUCAGCCACUGUCCCACAUGCAGAUGCUCUUGAAAGAUUAUUUUAAAGUUAGAACUUCCCUUGAAUACACCACUAAGGCUUAGCAACAAACAAGCUAUUGGAAAAAUGUAUUGCCACUGAGACCUACCACUGUGGAAAAUUCUAGAUUCCAAGAGAAUAUCAAUUGUCUGUAUUAGAACCUAAAUUAUUGCUUUUCUCGUGCAGGAAAUGUCAGGACUCAAAGAUCUGCCCUUAAUCCAGACCAAGUGGAAAAGUGUAUAUUUUAAAGGAAAACAUGCACAUUUAAUGAAUAAACAUGUAAUGUUUAAAGGAAUAAAUGAUAAAAUAGCAGACACAAUAGACAAACGGUGUCUGUUAAAAAUUCAAUCCACGUAUUUCAUCUAUACCUAAGCCAAAGUACUGAAACAGUAUACGAUUUGAUAAUUCAUCCUAGUAUCUUAGAUUACAUAAUUAAUGGCUGAGGAGUCGUGCACCAGUGGCCUGGACUAACAGUAGUUAACUUCAAUACAUGCAUUCAAAGUAAUGAUACAGAUCUAGUGAUUGUGCCACACAACAGAAACCUAAAUUAAAAGACCAUGGUGGUGUACUUCUAAAAUUAAUCUAAAUUAAAUGUCUAAUGAAAGUUAUAUUUUUCCAUAGGCCAAAACAUGUUUGUUUUCCUGGGCACGUUCAUCCUCACAAGUCAAGGUUUUGUGAUAAUGUACUCUCCACAAAAACCCUUGACGAAUGUAGCUAUUCAAAUUUCGGACCCAAGCUUUGCAAUGCGUAAUAUGUUAAAAAUAAAGUGUUCAAUGAAAUGGCUCUUUUCAAAACGAAUUUCGAACUGAACACAGAGAUGACUGAUCUGCAUGGUCUAGAGAGAGAAAACGGUGGUAUUUGUUUUAAGUUGAUAUCAUUGCAUAUGCGACAAGAAAUUGAAAACAUUUAAAAACUUGCCAUCUUUCGCUCACAGUUAUCAUUGUUUACAUCUACCACAUGUUUAGAAUGAGAACUGCUUUUUGAUUGGCUCCAGUGUAUGAUUUGGACCCAACGGAAUAUGGACUCCUAAGGCUGAACUUUAAAAAUAGCUACAUUUGUCAAGGGUUUUUGUGAAGAGUGCGUAAUCACAAAACCUUGAAUAGUGAGAAUGGAGUGCGUUCAAUUGGACAGUUUUCAUUUUGAGUUUCAAGAAAAACAAUUUCAGUUAAAUCGUGUCACCUAAAGUUUUUCUUCUUUCAAUGUAUUUUUUUUCCUUCAUCAUUGAGAAAAUUUUACGAUCAAUACAAAACAUGAUCAGGGAUGGUAUGCAACACUGAGCUGCAGGCUGUUUCACUUUUUCAAGAUGAUAACUAGGCUUGAUAAUGAAAAUGACAAGUAUGUUCUCCCAAUCUUAACUAGUUACUUCACAUAUGAAUCAAUCGGUUUAAAAUUUUAAAGAAUAUUACAACAUCUGUGCCACUUCCAUCAAUUUUUGCAAUUGAUUUAUUGGAAAUUUUGUCACCCUGAUCCAGUUCUUAAUAUGCACAUUGCAUCCCAAGGCAUAGGUAUACAUACCGUGGAAUACGAACAAAAUAUCGUACGAGUGAUAUCCACUGGAUAAAGGGGCUUUUAUCAAUAAUGUACAUUCCACCAAGAAUUUGUUCCCGACAUCUAAGGCAGAUCCUUCGGAAAACAUUUUGUCGUCUCUCUUCAACAACCUCACAAGAUGUCCCUCAUGUGUGUAUCGUUGGAAGUGGACCAGCGGGAUUUUACACCGCUCAGCAAAUCCUCAAGGGCCACCCAGCAGCCAAGGUAGACAUUCUCGAAAAAUUACCAGUGCCCUUUGGACUUGUGAGGUUUGGAGUUGCCCCCGAUCACCCAGAAGUCAAGAAUGUCAUUCAUACUUUUACCACCACUGCCAGAAAUGAGAGGUGCACAUUCAUGGGUAACGUGGAAGUCGGUAAAGAUGUCUUCGUAGAAGAUCUUCAGAGAGCCUACACAGCUGUUGUACUGUCCUAUGGUGCUGAUGACGACAGAACACUGGCCAUUAAAGGGGAGAAUGCUUCCAAUGUGAUUUCGGCCAGAUCUUUUGUUGGUUGGUUCAACGGACUGCCCCAAGACAGAGAGCUCAGUGUGGAUUUAGACGUGGAGAAUGUUGUCAUCUUGGGCCAGGGUAACGUAGCACUAGAUGUGGCUAGGAUUUUGUUGACGCCAAUAAAUAUACUGCAGAAAACAGACAUAUCUCAGCAUGCACUGGAAGCUCUCUCAAGAAGUCGAGUGAAAAAGGUGUACCUUGUGGGUAGACGGGGCCCCCUCCAAGUGGCCUUUACCAUCAAAGAGCUGAGGGAGAUGACCCGAUUACCGGGCUGUAGACCCGUCAUACACAAAGACGAUGUAUAUAAUCUCAACCAGGUUAUAAAAGAUCUCCCCCGUCCCAGAAAGCGGCUAACAGAACUCCUGUACAAGACCAGCAUGGAGACCUCCGAUGCAGACGCCAGCCUAUGGGCCCAGGCAUCCAAAGAAUGGGAGCUUAGGUUUAGACUCAGUCCCACAGAGAUCAUUGAGAAGGCAGGAAAGGUCACAGGGGUCAAAUUCUGUGUUAAUCAGUUACAGGGAGAUGAUCUGGUAAACAAAUCAGCGGUAUCGACCGAAGAAACAGAAGACAUUGAGUGUGGACUGGUUUUCAGAAGUAUAGGAUACAAGAGUGUGCCCAUAGAUCUAGGUCUACCAUUUGAUGAGAGGAAGGGCAUCAUUCCGAAUAACAAAGGAAGAGUCCUGGACAGGCCAGGUCUGUACUGUAGUGGAUGGGUAAGCACAGGACCAGUUGGGGUAAUUCUGAAUACCAUGACAGGAGGAUUUGAAACAGGGAAAAUAAUUUUGAAAGAUUUAUCUGAGGGUGUUCUCAGCACAGAGGGAAAACAAGGGAACCAAAUGAUUAAAGAUGUAUUACAAUCUUCAGGUAAACAGAUUGUGACGUUUUCUGAUUGGGACAAGAUCGACGAGGAGGAAAUCAGACGAGGAACUGUCAUAGGAAAACCAAGAGAGAAGAUUGUGGACAUCUCAGAACUGCUGAAAGUCGCACACACUUAACGUGGGCGUGUUGUAAACGUAGUUUCUGUUGUGUAUUAAAGACUUCAUUUUAUGGCAAACAUCGAAAACAAACAGGAAGUAAAGCGUAGAAGGUAUGGAUUCAUAUCUACAAAGAUUUGAAGUUACAUGAAAUUCAAGAGAACAAUGCAGUGAAUUGUUUGAAAGCUCGAGAGCGAAAAUGGGCAUCAAGAUUGUCAAUCUAUUUGAUGAAACACACAAUGUAAUAUGUUGUCUGUGAUGUAAUAAACAGUUUAAAAUGAU
Ostrea edulis (European flat oyster) is the source of this 3411-nucleotide messenger RNA. Its product is annotated as NADPH:adrenodoxin oxidoreductase, mitochondrial-like. Gene Ontology annotation, cellular component: mitochondrion. Gene Ontology annotation, biological process: ubiquinone biosynthetic process. The transcript is spliced from 13 exons. NCBI's taxonomy places the organism in Eukaryota, Metazoa, Mollusca, Bivalvia, Ostreida, Ostreidae. Bases 1699 to 3150 code for a protein of 483 amino acids. The record is from RefSeq and is a predicted model, not a curated record.